AAAAGGACCGCAGGGAGCGACUUGGUGGUGCUGACAGCAGAGCUCCGCAGUUCCAGGCACAAUUCUAGUUUUCCUUGAACUGCAUCAUUCAGGACUCUGCAAAUUUCCUGAAGUGGGAGGGACAAUGACCAUGUUCAAGGAGGAACUGACCUUCAAGGACGUGGCUGUGGUCUUCACCAAGGAGGAGCUGGGGCUACUGGACUCUGUCCAGAGGAAGCUGUACCAAGAUGUGAUGCUGGAGAACUUCCGGAACCUGGUCUCAGUGGGGCAUCACCCCUUCAAACAUGAUGCAUUCCACUUAGAAAAGGAAAAAAAGCUUGAUAUGCUGAAGAUAACAAUCCAAAGAAAAGAGAAAUCAGCAGGCAAGAUCCUAACUGAGAUGGAGACUGAUCCAGAAGUAGGAUCACAUGAAGAGCUUUCCUGUGGGCAAAUCUGGCAACAAAUUGCAAGUGAUUUAACCAGGUGUCAAGACUCCAUGAUAAAUAGUUCUCAGUUCCCCAAACAAGGUGAUUUGCCCUACCAGGUUGGGGCAGGACUAUCUGUAACUCACACAAGACAGAAACUUUACCAGUGUAACGAGUAUAAAAAAUCCUUCAGUGAUGUCUCCAAUUUUGAUUUUCAUCAGCAGUUACACUCAAGAGAGAAGUCUCAUACAUGUGAUGAGUGUGGAAAAAGCUUCUGUUAUAACUCAGCUCUUCGCAUUCAUCAGAGAAUUCACAUGGGAGAGAAACGCUAUAAGUGUGAUGUGUGUGGCAAGGAAUUCAGUCAGAGCUCACAUCUGCAAACUCAUCAUAGAGUUCACACUGUAGAGAAACCAUUCAAAUGUGUGGAAUGUGGGAAAGGCUUCAGUCGUAGAUCAACACUUACUGUACAUUGCAAAUUACACACAGGAGAGAAACCUUACAAUUGUGAGGAAUGUGGGAGGGCCUUUAUACAUGCUUCCCACCUUCAGGAACAUCAGAGAAUCCAUACUGGGGAGAAACCAUUCAAAUGUGAUACAUGUGGUAAGAACUUUCGUCGUCGGUCAGCACUUAAUAAUCAUUGCAUGGUCCACACAGGAGAGAAACCGUACAAAUGUGAAGACUGUGGGAAACGUUUCACUUGUAGCUCAAAUCUUCGUAUCCAUCAGAGAGUCCACACCGGGGAGAAACCUUAUAAGUGUGAAGAAUGUGGUAAGUGCUUCAUUCAGCCUUCACAAUUUCAAGCCCAUCGGAGAAUCCACACUGGAGAGAAACCAUAUGUAUGCAAAGUAUGUGGUAAGGGCUUCAUUUACAGUUCAAGUUUUCAGGCCCAUCAGGGAGUUCACACUGGGGAGAAACCAUACAAAUGUGAUGUGUGUGGGAAGAGCUUCAGGAUGAAAAUCCAUUAUCAAGUUCAUCUGGUGGUCCAUACAGGAGAGAAACCCUAUAAAUGUGAGGUAUGUGGGAAAGCCUUCCGUCAGAGUUCAUAUCUUAAAAUCCAUCUAAAAGCACAUAGUGUAGAGAAACCUUAUAAGUGUGAGGAGUGUGGGCAGGGCUUUAAUCAGAGCUCACGACUUCAGAUUCACCAGCUGGUCCAUACUGGUGAGAAACCGUACAAAUGUGAAGCGUGUGGAAAGGGAUUCAGUCGCAGAGCAGAUCUUAAAAUUCACUGCAGGAUCCACACAGGAGAGAGACCAUAUAAUUGUGAGGAAUGUGGGAAGGUCUUCAGUCAGGCCUCACAUCUUCUAACCCAUCAGAGAGUCCACAGUGGAGAAAAACCGUUCAAAUGUGAAGAGUGUGGGAAGAACUUCGGUCGGAGUGCACACCUUCAAGCCCAUCAAAAAGUCCACACGGGAGAAAAGCCAUACAGAUGUGAGGAGUGUGGGAAGGGCUUCAAGUGGAGCUUGAAUCUUGACAUGCAUCAGAGGGUACACACGGGAGAGAAACCAUAUAAGUGUGGGGAAUGUGGGAAGAACUUCAGUCAGGCCUCAAGUCUUCAGCUUCAUCAGAGUGUGCACACUGGAGAGAAACCAUACAAAUGUGAUGUGUGUGGUAAAGUCUUCAGUCGGACUUCACAACUUCAGUAUCAUAGGCGAGUUCACACUGGGGAGAAGCCUUACAACUGUGAGAUAUGUGGUAAGAGCUUCAGCUGGAGAUCAAAUCUUGUAAGUCAUCACAAAAUUCAUGCUGGUGAUACAUUUUAUGAAAGUGAUAACAGUGGUAAGAACAUCAGAGAAUUGACAGAAGAAGGAAGUUCUACAAAGUGAUU
This is a messenger RNA of Carlito syrichta (Philippine tarsier), 2229 nucleotides long. RefSeq names its product zinc finger protein 234. Lineage: Eukaryota; Metazoa; Chordata; Mammalia; Primates; Tarsiidae. The coding region runs from base 125 to 2227 and encodes 700 amino acids. The record is from RefSeq and is a predicted model, not a curated record. The transcript has 5 exons. Gene Ontology annotation, biological process: regulation of DNA-templated transcription.